AUGGCUGCGCGAAAACUGCAGCAGGAAAUGGACCGAGUGUUCAAGCGGGUGGCCGAAGGAGUGGCCACCUUUGACUCCAUCUACGACAAAGUACAGCAGUCGACCAACCAGUCGCAAAAGGAAAAACUGGAGCAGGAUCUCAAGCGAGAGAUCAAAAAGCUGCAGCGAUUACGAGACCAGAUCAAGACAUGGAUGGGUUCCAACGACAUCAAGGACAAGAAGACGCUGACGGACCAACGCAAGCUGAUCGAGACGGAAAUGGAACGGUUCAAGGCCUGUGAGCGGGAGAUGAAGACCAAGGCAUUUUCAAAGGAGGGACUGAGUCCAGGCGCAGGCAAGCAGCUUGAUCCGCGAGAACAGCAACGACAGGAGGCGUGUGCGUUUGUGCAAAACACGAUCGACGAGCUGAGUGAGCAAUUGGAGACCUUGGAGGCCGAGGAGGAGCAAUUGCACGGCACGGUUCGAAAGGGUCGGAAGGACAACAGUGUCAAGAGUGAGCGUCUUAGUGAGAUUGCUGAUGCUAGCGAUCGACACAAGUGGCACAUUGGACGUCUAGAAGUCAUUGCACGACUGCUUGAGAAUGGAUCUUUGGCUCCUCAACAGGUGAUGGAUCUUCAGGAAGACAUUCAGUACUACGUGGAGUCCAACCAGGAUGUGGAUUUCGCCGAGGACGUGGAAAUCUACGAUGAGCUGAAUCUGGAUCAAGAGGAGGACGAGUUCACCAUCGACGAGCAGUACCUGAGGGACGAGCCCACGUCGACGCUGGAAGAUUUGGCUGUGGAAAGUGCCAAGGAACGAGAACGAGAAGCCGCCAAGGAGAAGGAGGAGGCGGCCAAGGCGGCCCAGGCACAAAAGGAGGCGGCAGCACAAGCAGCGGCAGACGCUCAGAAUAGCAGUCGCCGUCCGGCAGCCACAAACACGCCUCCUCCGAUCGGAAGCAACAUGAAACCUGCUCCUCUGCCGACCCGCAAUGAGUCGCUCAAGUACGCCUCUGCAGCCGCCGCUGCUGCUGGAAGCAGUGUGGGAAGCUCUCCGAGUGCAUUGCCACAGGGCCUAGCUCCCUUGCCAGCUCCCAAAGAAGAAAUUCGAGCCGCUGCGCCUGUGCCUGUGGCCGUUUCUGCCACUCCUGCUCCCUGGGCUGAAGGAGGAGGUCCUGCACCUGGAGGAGCCAACGUAUCUAUUCCUACCGGCCCUGCCGCUGCUUCGACUCCCAUUGCCGCUUCCUCUACACCGGUGGCUGCUCCUGCUAUUCCUACUGGCCCGGCUGCCUCUGCCACCAUAGCCUCGACAAGCAGCGCAGGCAACACCACAUCGACAGCACCUUCGCCGCCUCCCCUGUCCACGUCCACCACUCUGUCGGACGACUCUAUCAUCUACACGCUUCCUCCCGGCCUGCAAGACCUUGUGUCGUCGCUGGACGUGGCCAAGAAGCGAGUCGGCACUCCUCCACCAAUAGGCUCGAUUGCCAAGUUGCUGGAGACGUCGUACUUUUCGUGUCCAGACUCAGGCGACGCGGAGAAGCCGCAAAUGUACCAUCCUGAGUCGCCUUUCCCUACUCUGCCAUUCUAUCCUCAAGACCCUCUGGCGGUGUUUGAGGACGGCGGCAUUUUUGCGAAAAUGGACAUCGAUACGCUAUUCUACAUUUUCUACUACCGCCAGGGAACGUACCAUCAGUAUCUGGCGGCCAAGGAACUCAAGUCGCGGUCGUGGCGGUUCCACAAGCGGUUCCUGACGUGGUUCCAGCGCCACGAGGAGCCCAAGAUGAUCAAUAACGAGUUUGAGCAGGGCACCUACCGCUACUUUGACUUUGAGGGUGUGUGGCUGCAGCGACGCAAGUCCAACUUCCAGUUUGAGUACCAUUUUCUGGAAGAUGAGAUUUAG
This is a messenger RNA of Yarrowia lipolytica CLIB122, 1881 nucleotides long. RefSeq lists its product as uncharacterized. Gene Ontology annotation, biological process: regulation of DNA-templated transcription; nuclear-transcribed mRNA poly(A) tail shortening. The record is from RefSeq and is a predicted model, not a curated record. Lineage: Eukaryota; Fungi; Ascomycota; Dipodascomycetes; Dipodascales. Gene Ontology annotation, cellular component: nucleus; CCR4-NOT core complex; P-body.